AUGGCGUCUAUUGACAAGUUCAGUCUUGCUUCUUCAAAGCUGUAUAAACCAACAAAAUUGCAGCGGAAAGCUGUCAAAUCAUUCCUUUCCAAAAGCGAUACGUUUGUGUGUCUCCCAACAGGGUAUGGGAAGUCAUACAUAUACCAGCUCAGUCUUCUAACGGCAAAACAAAUGUCAACAAACAAAAGUGAAUGCGAAUCAAGUCCGGUCAUCGUUGUUGUGUGCCCCUUAAACUCUUUGAUUGCCGAUCAAAUACGUUCCUGCGAAGCCCUCGGCCUGUCUGCUGUGAAAUUGGAGAGCAGUCUAGAAGAUACUGACAAAACUGACAUCGUCUUUGUUAGUCCUGAAAAGCUUGAUGAACUCGAAACAAAGAAAUGGCUGUCAAAUCUGGGGAACAGAUUGGUUGGUGUCUUCGUAGACGAAUCACAUUGUGUAGUCAACUGGGGAAGUAGCGAGGAAGGCAAGCCAUUCAGGGAAGCUUAUGGCAGGAUUGGGAACCUGCGAGGCUUUACAAAGGCCCCAAUUCUAUGCCUCACCGCAACAGCAGGGGCAAAGAUGCGAAGAAAGAUAAUUAAAAGUUUGAUGAUGAAGAAAGUCAACAUAAUACAUAUCAGCCCUGAAAAAGAAAACAUAAAUAUAGCAAUAAAAUCUGUUAAGAAACAAGACCUAGAAGAGACAUUGUCUUGGCUUGUUGAAGAAUUGAAGCAGCUAAAGAACACUACUCUAAAAACAAUUGUUUACUGUGGGUCCCUGAAGGUUUGUGGUGAAUUAUACUCUAUUUUUGAUGAACAUAUAGAGUCUGAUACUGCUGAUCAAAUAUUUGAGAAGUAUCAUAGUAAAACUCCAUGCGAAAUUCAAGAGAAAGUGUUGGAGUCCUUCACUACUGCUGAUGGGAAGACAAGAAUAGUUUUUGCCAGAAGUGCUUUAGGAAUGGGUGUGGACAUUCCAAACAUUGAAAGAGUGAUACAUUUUGGAAUCGCAAAGGAAAUGGGAGAUUACGUCCAAGAAAUUGGACGAUGUGGAAGAGACGGGGGAAGUGUGUGGCCGUAUAUUACAAGUCAUACCAUCUGGCUCAUUGCGAAACAGCAAUGA
Exaiptasia diaphana is the source of this 1092-nucleotide messenger RNA. Its product is annotated as ATP-dependent DNA helicase Q-like 1. Gene Ontology annotation, biological process: double-strand break repair via homologous recombination. The transcript is spliced from 2 exons. Lineage: Eukaryota; Metazoa; Cnidaria; Anthozoa; Actiniaria; Aiptasiidae. The coding region runs from base 1 to 1092 and encodes 363 amino acids. Gene Ontology annotation, molecular function: four-way junction helicase activity; 3'-5' DNA helicase activity; ATP binding. The record is from RefSeq and is a predicted model, not a curated record. Gene Ontology annotation, cellular component: cytoplasm; nucleus; chromosome.